Molecule: messenger RNA, 1881 nt
Organism: Penicillium olsonii
Lineage: Eukaryota; Fungi; Ascomycota; Eurotiomycetes; Eurotiales; Aspergillaceae
Source: the annotation of a GenBank genome assembly
AUGCAGAGUCGCACUAUGCUCGUCCUUCCUAUCCACGGGAUACUCAUCACAGUCCUUUGGUUACUGGUUUGCGUCACAGCCGAUACCUCUAGCGAUGCAUCGGACUCGUCGCUAUUUGACAUGGUCCCGAGUUGCGCAAGAGACUGCGUGGAAAGUUUCAUCAAAUCAGAGUAUACACCUGAGCAAUGCACGUCGCCUUCGAAUGUUAAAUGCCUCUGCCGAACCAAAACGCCGGACGGGUUGACGUUGGGAGAGGCAGCCCUAAGCUGCGUUUUGUCGGUGUGUUCCCGGGAAGUCAUCGCGGACUCCAAGGCAUAUCAUAUCUGUGACUCGGUAUCCGGGGCGAUUCCCAAAACCCACAAGACCAUUACUGCCACUGUUUUCUCAGACAUGAGCACAACUAUGGCCGCGGAUGCAACAACAACCGCAGAUACAAUGACAGCCGCAGAUGCAGCGACAACCGCAGGUGCAUCAAAGACUGCAGAUGUAACGACGACUGCAGAUGCGGCAGCAAUUCCAAAAGAAACAACGACUAGCUCUCCCGGAACAUCGGAACAGAGCUCGAAUGAGACCUCGGAAGCACCUUUGGCAGGUUCGACAACGUCGUUUACUUCAUCAAAGCCAACAACGACCACUUCCAGUCACACCUCGGAGAAUACGUCUUCUGAUGCCACAUCCUCCGGCCCUCAAGCUGAAGCUACAUCAUCUGCUAAGCAAGACCCUUUGGCCUCAAGUGGCGCUUCGGAAGAUACAAACAAGAAGGGUGAUCAUUCGAUCAGCCCCGGGGCAGUCAUUGGAAUGUCCGUGGCAUCAGGUCUGGCAGGAGCUUUUAUCAUUGUGGUUGCGGUGAUCUUCUGCUGCAAGAGAUGGCGAAAGAAACAGCGUGACCAGUCAGAUCCGCACCAUUUCGAAAUCGGAGGCGCCAUGUCUGAGCCUCCCGACUUUUCAAAACCAAUGCCACGACUCCCAACGCCUAGCUCGGGCCCAAGCUCUUUACACGACCAAACAAUGGAAGAUGCACCACCCCAGCGAUCAUAUGGAUUCCAGCCCAUGGCAUCUGGAGCAAUUGUUCCAUCUUCAUCGGGAUACUCGCCGCACCUUGCUACAAUAUCUCAUGGCCACCAAAGCAAAAGGUCAAGAGAAGAGCGAAUAGGGCUCGCCGCCAGCUCAGACUCAGAAUGGGAGGCCUCACCGUACACCCAGUCAUCACAGCAUAGCGUGGCACGUCUACUACCAGAUCAAUCAACAGGGCUGUACCCGAAACCCCUCAAAUGGAGCCAUCGACCAGCCAGCGGAGACACCUUAUUUGAAGAAGACGAAACUCAACAAACAGCCGCCAUGAUGCGAAACAACCCCCCUAGACCAGGUGCCCAGCCUCGACUGGCAGGACUACCAGCCAACCCCCGCGCCUUCAUCGAAACCCCAACAGGGUUCAAACGAAGAUCAGGCCCUAGAACCCUCGCAUCACCCUUCAAUCCCAACCCAGCCUGCAGAACCUCCUCAUCUGAAAGCAGCAACUCCAACAGCCCGCAAAAAGCCUCGAACUAUACCAUCACACGAGAUGGUCAUUCCCCUUCUUCCUCAGGCGCCGAAAUGGCCAACCGCCCGCGCAUCAUCCGGGCUGAAGACAUUAAACGCGUCCAGAUCCGCAGUAGUCCCCGUCAGCCCGAAGUAGUGGCCCCCUACUGCCCGGAAGAUUUAUGGCAAGAGCGCGCACGAGACGAAAGUCAGGAAUCCACUGAGCCACCCUAUCCGUCUGAUAUACACCCCGGUGCGGUGCAUUAUCCCGAUAGUCCGAAGGCGCCGAAUCGGAUCUCGCCCACGAGUCGGAACCUGACACCCUCGAGGCGAGGAGAAGACUUGAUCCUGAGAGUUGAUUGA